Messenger RNA from Tachysurus fulvidraco (yellow catfish), 1663 nucleotides. Its product is annotated as butyrophilin subfamily 2 member A2-like. Lineage: Eukaryota; Metazoa; Chordata; Actinopteri; Siluriformes; Bagridae. The coding region runs from base 161 to 1663 and encodes 500 amino acids. Gene Ontology annotation, molecular function: protein binding. The transcript has 10 exons. The record is from RefSeq and is a predicted model, not a curated record.
CAGUAGGCAAUUUGAACCAAUUCAAUGUGCCACAAAGUUACAGAAAUAGACAAAGAGGAAGCUUCUGUAGAAAAAAGGUGUGACUAAUGAAAAGUAUCAACGUGACAUAAAAUGAAAAUAAAAGUGUUGACUUAGACAAAGAAGCUUCUAGCGUCGUCUUAUGAUACUCUGUCUAUCAGGGAAAAUGCUUUGGUGUGUGACUCUUAUUCUUGUCAGCUUUAUUGAAUCUCGAUCAGAGAGUUUACAGGUGGUUGGACCAGAAGAGACUCUUGUUGCUAUAUCUGGUGAAGAUCUGGUUCUGCCCUGUUUUAUCAAACCCAACACCAGUGCUGUGGACAUGACAGUGGAGUGGUUCAAACUAUAUGUAAAGGACUCAUUAGUGCAUCUCUACAGGGAUCAUGAAGAUAAAAAUGAAGGUCAGGCUCAGUCCUAUAGAGGAAGAACAUCACUGUUUAAAGAGGAGCUACAGAAAGGCAACACUUCACUCAAACUGUCAGAUCUGAAAAUCUCUGAUGAAGGAGAAUAUAAGUGUCUUGUUGAGGACAAAUCCGGGUCCGAUGACAUCACUGUGAAGGUCAUUGUAGAGGCUCAGGGAAGUCACCCAGUGAUCACGAUGGAGAGUUUUGAUAACUCAGGAGGGAUUAAUCUAGUGUGUGAGUCCAGAGGCUGGAACUCUGAACCUGAUGUUCUGUGGCUGGACAGAGAAGGAGUCACUCUGACUGCUGAAGAUACACAGAUACACAGACACACCAAGGGCUUUAGUGUGAAAAGCCACAUCACUGUUUAUGAUUAUAGCGACUCUAACAGGUUUUACUGCAGAUUUCAGCAAAAACAUCACAUGAUGGAGACAGAAAUUAUCAUCAGUAGUAAAGUCUUUGGUGGUUGGAAGUGGUUUGUUGGGAUUUCAGUUUCAGCAUGUCUUAUUGCUGUUGGAUUGAUCGUAACUGCAGUUGUUUGUCACAAGAAAGAGAUGCAGAAGCAGUCCAAAUUUGGGAAAUUAUAUUGUCUGUUUUCAGAGAGGCAAAUACAGAGGCUGGAAAAUGAAAUGAAGACUGAGAAGGAGAACGCAGAACUGCAGAGACUGAAUGUGGAAUACGAGUUAUUAAAGAAGAAGAAAUAUGCAGUGGAUGUGACUCUGGAUCCUGAUACAGCUCAUCCUGAACUCAUCCUGUCUGAUGAUGAGAAACAAGUGAAACAUGGAGACAUACGACAGGAUCUCCCUGAUACACCACAGAGGUUUGAUAGAAGGCCCAGUGUUCUGGGAAAGCAGGGUUUCUCCUCAGGGAGAUUUUAUUAUGAGGUGCAGGUCACAGGGAAAACUAAAUGGGAUGUUGGUGUGGCCACAGAGGACACUAACAGGAAGGGGUAUAUUACACUGACUCCUAAGAAUGGAAUCUGGACUGUGGCACAGAGGAAUGAGACUCAGUAUAGGGCUUGUGUUGGUCCCCCUGUCCCCCUCACACUGAGAGAGAAGGUGGAGGUUGUGGGGGUGUUUGUAGAUUAUGAGGAGGGUCUGGUCUCCUUUUAUGAUGUAAAGUCCAGAUCUCAUAUCUACUCUUUCACUAGUCAGUCUUUCACUGAGAAGAAACUUUAUCCAUACUUCUAUCCAGGUUUAAAUAAAGGAGGUACAAAUUCAGCACCACUGGUCAUUUCUCCUGUUUAA